This is a messenger RNA of Drosophila busckii, 1349 nucleotides long. RefSeq lists its product as uncharacterized. NCBI's taxonomy places the organism in Eukaryota, Metazoa, Arthropoda, Insecta, Diptera, Drosophilidae. The transcript has 4 exons. The coding region runs from base 178 to 759 and encodes 193 amino acids. The record is from RefSeq and is a predicted model, not a curated record. Gene Ontology annotation, biological process: sleep; regulation of synaptic transmission, cholinergic; positive regulation of voltage-gated potassium channel activity.
ACUUUCAGUUUACAGUUAGCCAGCGGCAGCGUCGGUUGCAAACGUUUCAAGCACGCACGAGCUUUUCAAUAUACAAAACAGCAAAUAAAUAAAUAAAGUGCCUACAAAAUUAAUAAAACAAAAAUUUGUGCAUAAGCAAAUUAAUAUAUUUUAUAGUAGAAAUUGCAAUUUAACAAAAUGUGCCACAGUUGGAAACGCUGCUCACUCAUUUUAUUGCUGCUGCAAUUGCUCUGCUAUAUAUCAAAAGGCAGCUCCAUACAAUGCUUCGUUUGCGACUCCAGCGAUAAUCCCGGCUGUGCUGAUCUCAGCGCCAAUGGCAGCAUUGUGCCCGAGAACUGCACGCUGGCCAAAAUGAAGUCACUGGACACAUGGCUAUUCGACUUGAACAAGUUCUCGUACUUUGACAAUGGGGCCAACAAGGUGCCGCUUAUGAAUUGCCAAAAGGUCGUAGCCAGAGAUCCUGAUUCCAGAAAAUUGGUCACGGCACGCUUCUGCCAGCUGGACACGGGCGAUUCGGAUGCGUGCGAAAUUUUGCGCACCAAGCUGCACAUAAGCAACGAUGGACAACGUCAGGGGCAGCGCCAGCGUGAGCGAGAGCGACGCAAGGGCUAUGGCCAGGAGGCAGCUGAGCCGGAGUCGGAGGAGGAUGAAUUCUUCUGUGGCAUUUGCAAGGAGGAUCGCUGCAAUAGCGCAGCAACUGCUAAGCUAGCAUUGAGUUCAUUUGUGGGUUUGUUGUUGCUGCUGCUGCUGCGCUGCUGAAGCGCUGUGUGGCAUGUUGCAAGCACUGACUGCAACAUUGUUUGCAUUUAGUUUGAGUUACACGUUAACGUUUAACGUUUUACUGUUUACUUUGUAAAUAUUCGAGUGGCCAUUGAGCGACAGAAAAAUGAAAAUACUAAAGCGAAUACUGAAACCUCCGCGACCAGCAACAGCAACAACACACCCUAACCCAAGCCACCAAUAAAGCAUUAAAAACAACAAGAGGAAAAAAAGCAAAGCUCUAGAUAUAAGUUACAGCAAACACACACACACACACACACACACAUACACAUAUUUACUGUUAUGCACAGUGGCAAUCGCUUUGAGUGUAAGCAAAUAUGCGAAUUUCAAUUAGCAAGGCUUAAACCAAUUAGCAAUUGGUCUAUAGCAAAAGUUAAUGGCAAUUAAUUAGGCAGCGAGUGCAAGCAACGAGUAAGUCUCGUUGUUUAGUAUUUACUAAAUAAUGGCUUUAUUAAGUUAAUCUAAUUAAUUGUUUGCCUUAAGCAAAUAUGAAAAUAAUAAAUCACCAAAUGCCUUUAAUUAUAUUUUUUAUUUACAAUAGUUAAUAUACAGUAAACGCUCGCAAAUAA